Molecule: messenger RNA, 1001 nt
Organism: Paramecium sonneborni
Lineage: Eukaryota; Ciliophora; Oligohymenophorea; Peniculida; Parameciidae
Source: the annotation of a GenBank genome assembly
AAAAUAUAUUAUUUGGCAAUAAUAAUAAAAUGCAAGCCCUUAUUAUAUUUACUAUGUUUAUGAUUCUUUUAGUUUAACCAGCAAAGGCAUAUUCUGUUUUUGAUUUUGGAUAUAGUGAUUUAGAAAAUGCCAAUCCAACUUAAUUAAUUUAUAACGUAAAAUAUAAUCCAAAUAUAUAGAUCUCAGCCUAUUCAAUCUUAGGGAUUUUACAAUAUUUAUUAGUAAGUGCAAUAUUUGAAUUGAAAAACCCUAUGCCAAAGAAUAAGUUAAGAUUGAACAAUAUUAAAAGAGAAAUAAAAUAUGGGAUAACAUAAAUAUUUUUAUAAGUUUCGUACUCAAUGGUAUCAAGUGUGGAUAUGAUUAAAAUAGAUAUUUUAUCAUUAUGUUUAUCCGUAUUGCAAAUGGUAUCGUUAUUAUGAAAUAAACUCAUAUGGAUUGUUGAAUUUUGGAUAUGGAAUGAUCUUUUUAUAUAUUUGGACAACCAGUAAGUCUUCAAAUUAAUGUAAUAGUUUUGGGAUAUUGGGUCCAUAGAAUAUUUCAUUUCAGAUUUCUCUAUAAGCAUGUUCAUAGUGUACAUCAUUCAUUUAGAGAACCUACUGCUUUUGGAUAUUGCGCAACUCAUCCUCUUGAAGGAAUUAGUGAAGUUAACACAGUAUUACAUUUAGCAGAAUUGAUAUUACCUAUUCAUCCUUUAAUGACUUUGUUUUUCUUUGAAUAUAUAACAGUUAAUGAGAUGAUGGGACAUGAUGGAGGGUAUAAUAAAUAAUAUAUAUAUAUUUAGAGAGUAUGAUCAUUCAGACCAUUAUAGACAUCAUCUAUAUUAUGUAGUUAAUUAUGGUGAUACAAUAAUGGAUGAUUUUUUUGGGACUGCUUACAAUUCUGUAAUUUUAUUUAGUUAAUUUUAAUAGAAAAACUAUUAGAUAAAGGCUAAAUGUAGUUAUGUAGAGAAUAUAGAGGAUAGAAAGGAAGCCAUAUUUAUGAAAUAUAAAUGAAAUGUUAGU